CAGAGAGUGUAACGGGCUAUGAAAAGACAAGAGCGAUGUAAGGCGGCUCUGGUCCCUGACAUCCAAGCCCGGAGCGGCCUCUCCCUAACCACGGUGCCGCUCUGGGGAACAGCCCGGGAGCCAGGGGUAGAGCAGCGCGCAGAGGUGCGCGAGGUCGUCGGAGCUGCGGUGAGGGUCACCAGAGCCCCACCCUCGGGGGAGGGCGAGAGGGCGGGAUCUCAGCCCAGCCCGCGGCCGUGACGCCCCUUCGGCGCCACCGCCCCAGAGGCGAGCUUGCUCCGGGCAAGGGCGGGGCCGUGCCGGUCCGCCAGGUGCGCGCCGCGCGGCCUAGUGGGCGGUCCGGCCUAGACCCCGCCCCCUGGGCGUCCAUAAAUGCGCGGGGCCCGCAGCGUAGCGGCCCGGAGCGUGGCUUUCUGGGCCCGGGGCGGUUAGCGUGGCCCUCAUCUGCGUGGGGUCACGCCCGGCUCGGGGCGGACUCGCAGGUCCAGCCAUGCUGUUCUGGCACACGCAGCCCGAGCAUUACAACCAGCACAAUUCCGGCAGCUACCUGCGGGAUGUGCUCGCCCUGCCCAUCUUCAAGCAGGAGGAGCCCCAGCUGUCCCCUGAGAAUGAAGCCCGCCUGCCGCCCUUGCAGUAUGUGCUGUGUGCUGCCACAUCCCCAGCUGUGAAGCUGCACGAGGAGACACUGACCUACCUCAACCAAGGUCAGUCUUACGAAAUCCGACUGCUGGAGAAUCGGAAGCUGGGAGACUUUCAAGAUCUGAACACAAAAUAUGUGAAAAGCACCAUCCGUGUGGUUUUCCAUGACCGCAGGCUGCAGUACACAGAGCACCAGCAGCUGGAGGGCUGGCGAUGGAGCCGGCCUGGGGACCGGAUCCUGGAUAUAGAUAUCCCACUGUCUGUUGGUAUCUUGGACCCCAGGGCCAGCCCGACCCAGCUGAAUGCAGUUGAGUUUUUGUGGGACCCUUCGAAGAGAGCCUCUGCAUUCAUUCAGGUGCACUGUAUCAGCACAGAGUUCACUCCAAGGAAGCACGGGGGUGAGAAGGGAGUGCCUUUCCGAGUGCAGAUUGAUACAUUUAAGCAGAACGAGAAUGGGGAGUACACGGAACACUUGCACUCGGCCAGCUGCCAGAUCAAGGUGUUCAAGCCCAAGGGAGCUGACCGGAAACAGAAGACUGACCGGGAGAAGAUGGAGAAAAGAACCGCCCAGGAGAAGGAGAAGUACCAGCCAUCCUAUGAAUCCACCAUUCUCACAGAGUGUUCUCCGUGGCCUGAUGUGGCCUACCAAGUGAAUAGCGCCCCCUCUCCAAGCUACAAUGGCUCUCCAAGCAGCUUUGGCCUUGUCGAAGGCAACACCUCUCCGACCCAUCCGGUGGAGGCCUUGCCCCUGGGUGGCGAUCACCUGCUCCCAUCAGCCUCCAUCCAGGAUGCCCAGCAGUGGCUGCACCGCAAUAGGUUCUCACAGUUCUGCCGGCUCUUUGCCAGUUUUUCAGGUGCUGACUUGCUGAAGAUGUCUCGGGAUGAUUUAGUACAGAUUUGUGGCCCUGCAGAUGGCAUCCGGCUCUUCAAUGCCAUCAAAGGCAGGAAUGUGAGGCCGAAGAUGACCAUUUAUGUGUGUCAGGAGCUAGAGCAGAACCGCGUCCCCCAACAGCAGAAGCGGGAUGGUGGCGGGGACAGCAGUCUAUGUGUAUACCAUGCCAUCUUCUUGGAAGAGCUGACCACCUUGGAGUUAAUUGAGAAGAUCGCCAAUCUGUACAGCAUUGCCCCCCAGCACAUUCACCGCGUGUACCGGCAGGGCCCCACAGGUAUCCAUGUGGUGGUCAGCAACGAGAUGGUGCAAAAUUUCCAAGAUGAAUCUUGUUUUAUCCUCAGUACCUUGAAAGCCGAGAGCAAUGACGGCUAUCACAUCAUCCUGAAAUGCGGCCUCUGAACAGAAGAAGAGCAUGUAACUGCUUCCGGCUCCCAGCCCCAUGGACCCCCUUGGAUGUAGAAAUCUCACUGUAAGCUGCAGCUUGCAGCUUCCCUGACAAGCUGUGGCUAGGAGGGACCUUGCCCAGUCCAGGAAGACCACAGACCAACAACCAGCAGAAACCUAUGAUGCAGCAGUCUCUUCCUCAUGGGAAGCUGGUGGCUCUCCUCCCCCUUGUUCCUGGUCUCCAGCUUUUGAACAGCGCCUUAUUCUUUUUCCCAGUGCUGCCACUCUAAACUCCCUUAGUUAGGGCUGGUUCACUGGAGAACCUUAGUGCCACCAGUAUUGGUUCCUUCUGACCCCUUUCCUGCCUCUAGAGCAAGCUCUGCCUCACCCAUGAACCUUCACCUGCUCUGGGAACUGGCUCCAGGGCCAGGGUUGCUUACUGGGGGCAGUUUGCUACCCUUAUCUUGUGAGCAUCUGUGUUUCUUGUUCUUGAUGGACUGAUGGGAGAGGGUUUAUUCUGUGCCGCUGUGUCUCUCACCUUUACUUUGUUUCUAAGGAUGUGCUCCCACAAAGCCCAGUAAUGGGCUCCUGUCUCUGCAUUGGCAAUGUUGACACCACAGUGCAUGGUAGGACCUCGUUGUGGGGCUCAGGAGGGAGUGAGGGAGGAUAAAAAUACUCUUCAGGUUCUUUCUCAUGAGAGUAAAAGGGAUGAGAACAAAAUAAUUCCUCUUGAGCUCUUCUGGUGUAUUUCCUAAGCAGUCGUGAGUAAUGAGGACUAGAAAGUGAGCAUUCCAUUUGUCUUCAUCAGCUGCCUUUGACUGCUAUGAUGGCAGGCCAUCUUGGAUGGACUUAACCAAAUCCCAUUUAGAGAAGACCUUGGUUAUGCACUGCCACCCUUGCCACAUUUCCUAGGGACCUUGUGUUUUUUGUUAAGGACCCAAACUUAAAUGUUCAUCCCUUUUCAUUUGUAGUGGGUGUGCACAGGGCAUUUGGUUGCAUUGGAAUGGUUGGGUCACUUACUUGGCCUAACUAUGGGGAAGCUGAAAUAUCAGUAACUGGUAAACUCAGGAAUUAGACUGUCUUAAGCUAUAUUUCCCAGGCCCCAGUGGUGGAUACUGGCCCAAGAUUUCAACCCUUUACUAAGCUACGUUCAUCCCCCAAAGUAUGGUGAGCCCUGUGAACUGCUUGUAAGGUGGGCUUCUGGGGAAUCUAAUGCUAGGGUCAAAGAUGGUCAGAACUGGAUGGACCUUGCUUUACAGAUGAAGAAUCUGGAGCCCAGAGCAGCACAAAGAUACCUGCUUGGUUUCACAUGGUGGUAGAGCAGUGAUGCCAAUUUAUCACAUGAACCAGAGAAAUAGGCUAUAGUCAUUAUUAUGUUGGGACAACAGGUGUGGCAUUCCUACAGCAUAAGGGCAGGCUCCUGAGUCCUUUUCCUUUUGGAGGAGGCCAGCCAGUGGUCUGAUGUGGCUUCAUUGAGAUGCAAGUCAUAUACCAUCCAUUCACCCCCUUACGGGGUACAAUGUAUGGUUCUUAGUAAAUAAGCAGAAUUAGCCCAGUCAACUUUAGAGUGUUAACAUCAUCCUCAAAAGAAACCCUGAGUCCUUAGCAUUCACUCUCCUGCUUUCUCCUGCUCCCCCCAGGUCAUAGGCAGCCAUGAAUCUACUUUCUAUCUGUAUUUCCCUAUUUUGGACAUUUCAUGUAUAUGGAAUCACACAAUUUCUGGUCUCUGGUUACUAGCUUCCUUCAUAUAGCAUAAUGUUUUCUAGGAUCAUCCAUGUUAAACGUUUCAGAACUUAAAUCGAAAUUUUAUAGAUAAAUUUCCAUUUUUUAUAGAAAAAAAUCCAAAGAUUUCACUCUUUGGAUAAUGCCGCAUUUUGUUUUAUCAGUUGAUGAAUAUUUGAGUUGUCUACAUUUGGCUGUUAAGAAUAAUGCUUCUAUGAAUAUAUUUGUACAAGUUUUUGUGUGGAUAUAUAUUUGCAUUUCUUUUGGGAAUACACAAAGGAGUGGAACUGCUGGGUCAUGUCAUGUAGUAAAUCUAUGUUUAACUUUUGGAGGAACUGCCAGGCUGUUUUCCAAAACAACUCUACCAUUUUCCAGUGCUGUCAGGUAGUGUUUGAGGAUUCAAGUUUCCCCACAUCCUCCACCAGCACUUGUUAUUAUCCAUCUUUUUGACUAUAGCAUUUUAGUGUGUGUGAAGUGAUAACUCAUUGUCAUUUUGAUUUGCAUUUCCCCCAUGGCUAAUGAUGUUGAGUGUCUUUUAAUGUGCUCAUUGGCCAUUUGUAUAUCUUCUUUGGAGAAAUGUCUCUUCAGAUCCUUUGCCCAUUUUUAAAUGGGUUGUCUUUUUAUUAUUGAGUUUUAUGAAUUCUUUGUAUAUUCUAGAUGCAGGUCUUUUAUCAGAUAUAUGAUUUAUAAAAAUAUUCUAUUCAGCAGGUCACUUUCUUUUUAUGUCCUUUGAGGCACAAAAAUUUUUAAUUUUGAUGAUGUCCAAGAUACCUAUUUUUUUCUUCUGUUGCUUGUGUUUUUGGUUUUGGUGUCAUAUCUAAUAAAUACUUGUAUAAUCCAAACUCAAGAAGACUAAUGCCUGGGAGUUCUAUAAUUGUAGUUCUCCAGUGGUCUGUGACUCAUUUUGAGUUUAUUUUUACAUACUGUGUGAGGGAGAGGUCUAACUUCGUCCUUUUGCUUGUGGGUACCCAGUUGCCCAGCACCAGCUGUUGAAAAGACCAUAGGAAUCCCCAUGGACUUGUCUUGGCCCCUUUGCUAAAGGCCCCUGAUUCUUACUGGAUCUUUUUUUCCUGGGAUAUGGGGCUGCCAUUGGGAAGCUCACCUUCUUUAAAAAGUUAAUCCAUGUUUGGUUCCACCAUUUUUACAACUGACUUUAUAUAGUCUCUUUUUGCCAUCUCCCGCUUUACCUGUCUCAAUGAGACAGGCUCAUACCGCUCUCUGAUGUUCUGCACUCUUUGUUGGUGCAUAUUCUAGCUCCACACAUUAGUUCUGCUGGAAGAUCAAGGCCAGUUAUUUCCUUUGGGGAGACUGAGUCCCGUGGAGUGGAACGACUUGCCCAGGUUCACACAGAACCAGCAGCAGACCUUUGGUCUUCUGACCCCAGUCUUUCAACGUGUCCGUUGGUCACUAGACUUAAGUAAUGCCACUAUCCAGGCCAAGUGAUGACAGACUUAAUUUUAAUUCUAAAAUUGUGGUAGGCUAAUGUUUUUAUUUCUUAAUUCCAACCUUAAGUUUGCUGUUAGUAGUCUUCCAUUUUCUGGGUCUGCCACUGUUUCCUUAACUCCUCCUGAUGGUCAUAAUGAGAUCUCUUAGCUUAGAAAGAAGUAGAAAAUAUUGAGUACCAAAAAAGAAUACACCUGGUAAUUUGGUAACAGAAUGUUUUAGCUGCCUGAUUUGACAGUGUGUUCCUUCCACAGGAGUCAGAUGAGCUAGUUACAGGCUUUAUUUUUUUUCCUUUUAUUGAAGUGUAGAAAAGCCAUAACUCUUUGCCUAGUCCACUGUCUUUCCUCUAAGCUGUGAGUCCAGAGUUUGGGCCUGCUGGGCAGGGCAGCCCCUCCCAGAACUGUCUGCACCCACGUAUCUAGGCUGUGGCCUCUCCUUGGCAGCAGCAAUUUUUAAAAGUGAUCGCCAGAAGAAAAGAAGAUACACCUGUGUGCUCAGGUCAUUGCCUUGAACCAGAAGCUCAAACUGAGCUCUUUAUUAUCAGGCCAUCACAUUUCUUUGCCAGGCAAGUGUCUGUUUGCAUGGUUGUGAUAAACCUUUUCUUGUUUACCAGGUUGUGUCUAUACAAUAAAGACACAGAGGCUUUUGAUGGCGGUGGGGUAGGGUGGGGGCAGUAGGAUUUGCUGGGGGAAGGGGUGGUAGGCCUUUGGAAAGAGCAGGAUAAGGGUGGGCAGCUUAGAAGUCUUUGCUUGGGGUCCUGAGCAAAGGUCAGAUGUCUCACUGUGACCUGCCCAGUGGGCCCUGGGAACCUAGACGGAGCUGGGUGGGCGUCAGAGCAUGUGGCACAAGUUUCCAAGUCUAGAGUGGCUUCAAGGGCUGGCCUGAGCAGCUGAAGGUCUGAAAAUCAUUAGUGAGUUGAUGAAGAAAAUGGAAAACCUCUUUGGCUGGUGUCAGUGGAGCAGAGAGAGGAACUCUGAGGCUCUCAGAAGGUGGAGAAGCAGAGGACAGGUAGGGAGAUCACAUGCUAGCCGCUCCUGAGGUGCAGAAAGAGUUGGAAGGACAGAACCAAGAUUGAGGGCCCCUUGGUCCCCAGACUUUCCACCUGGAGUGAGACUCUGCCUGUGGGUCUCUGUCUUCUCCUCUGAAAAAUAAGGCCGGGAGACCCCUAGAGUCAUGGCUGCUUCCGUCACGAGGUAAAUCCUGGUUUUCCCUCCUUUAGAGUCAUUCAGUGGCAGGUGACACAUGUGCAUCACCUGGUUGUGUGGUGCUGCUAAUGCUGCUGCUUAGGCUGGUGCAUGCACUGCCGCAGGCCAUGCGCCUCAGCAGGACGCUCAGCAUCUCGGUCAUGUUAAGCUGACCACUCCACCAGCAUCCUUGGAGGGGCCACCAGGUGUCCCUGGCAACACGAGAUUGACGCGGUGCUGUCUGGCUCUGAAUCUACCUUGAAGAUGCGUGUCUGCCUGCUCAGAUCCCUGUUCCUUGCUCCUGUGUCUGACAUGAAUAUUCUCAGCUAGAUGUGCUGUUGUUCCCUUUAGAUCUUAGGUAAUGCUCCUGGUUCAGGCUCUGUAGAUGAAGCUAGGUAGGGUGAAGUUGCCCUGGUUGGGGGAUGUGCACAGCUCCUGGGGAAGGGAGCAGUGCUGGCAGCUGACAUCUGAAAAGGAUCCCAAAUGACAGGCCGGGGAGUUGGUCUCCCACACAGGUAUACACAUUCAUGCCUAGGAUUACAUAUAUACUCUGUCAUAGUGUCAGCCAGCUAGCCAGUAGGAAAUGUAUGUACACCUUCUGUGUUGCCUCCCUGUCCCAUUCCCUUCACCUGAUGUGGACAGGCUGUGGAGUCUUCAGUUGGUCCUUGGCCUGGAGACAUGAAGGUUGCAGUGAAGCCACUGAUAGGGCCUGGGGACAGUGAGGUGCUAGUCAGGCCACCCCAGGCCUCCUUUGUGGUACUCACCCAGGGGCACCUUUGAGCUCUGUGAAGCCACUGCCAAGCUCUCCAGGUAUCUCCACAUAGGCUUCUCCUGGGCUUUCCUCCCUCCCUUCCCUCCCCUGUGGGUAGUCCUGAGUGGUGGCUCCUGUGCCAAUUGCCCAGUGCUGGAUCUGCCAUGCCCUGCUUGCCAUGUAGGGGCCUUCCAGAGGCCAUGUGCCCAAGAAGCUCCAGGAGGUGGGUUUGCUGUUCCGUGCAGGGCAGCUGACGGGAUGAGGCAGGGAGGGGUAGCCACUGCCUUGUCCUGGGCUGAGCAGCCCUGCCAUCUGGGCAGCCAAACCCAGUCACCUGCAAGGGGGCAGGGGCCAAGCCUGUCUCAUGCUGUUUAUCAUGAGGGUCCCUGGGGCUGAGCUGCAGGGAGCCAGCAUUUUAUCUGAGAAGUUUUCAGACUGUCAGAGAGCUUUGUAAUUAACCGCAGUGCCCUUUACCCCACUCCCACCAUGGGCAGCAUGCCCACUGCCACCGGGACAACAUGCUGCUGGCCAAGUCCAUUCACCGCUGGGUCUUGGUGUCUGUCUGAUGACAGGGAGCGCUGUGUUUGGACCCAGUGAAGUGGGAUGUCAGCCGGCAUGCCCCAAAAGUUCAGUCUUCUCAUUAGGAGGCCUGCAUUACAAGAACUGUAUCAACAAAAAUUAUGGAAACUUGUCUCUUACACUGACAUAAUGAUUUGCUUCUUGGCCCUUAAAGCCAAAAAUGCUUACUAUCUAGCUCUUUACAAAAAACCUCUGCCCAUCACUGAGCUAGCCAUCUGUUAUUCUCUGUUCCUACUGGAUUAUUUUAAAGAAAAUCUCAGAAAAUAUGACCUUUUUAAAUAAUAAAAGGUAUUUUGUUUUGAGCUUUGAAGCAAAAGAAGCAUUGGCUGAGCAGCCAUUGAGUCUCACUUCUGUGCAGGUCCUCCAGCUUCUCAGUGGGAAUGUCCAAGUCCAUCACCUCCCUGUCCUGCCUGCUUUCGGCUCCUGGAGACCUGGUGGGGGGCCUUUGGAGCUCUGGGCAUAAGAAGACUGUGUGUGGGAAAGGGUUCUGUGUUGGCACUAACGGGUUGAUGAACCAUGGUGGAUAGUGAGUGCCUAACAGGCCACUUGGACUUCCUGUGAGGGUGCAGCCUUGCCUUCACCUCCAGCAGGUGCCUUGCUUCUCUGGAGCUCCGCAAAUCCCUCCCCAUGUGUUCUGUGGCUCCUCCUCUUACAGAGGAACAGAUUGGCAGUUUCAACUUGGCGAUUGAGGCGCUGCUCCCUGGACCUCUGGGAGAGUUUCACAGGCCAGGGGUUCUGGUUCUGCCCCUGGGAGAAGCUAGAAUGAGGGGAAAUGGCAGCCUCACCAGGUGAAUCACACGUGCUGUGGUCCAGCUUCCAGCUGGGGCAGUCCUGCACCCACAUGGCUUGGCCUGACUUUUUGGGCUCUUCAUUUCUGCCCCCCCAUGUUCAGAUGGCCAGACCCUGCAUCUGACCCUCUGUUAGUAACACCAACUAACGGCAGCAUGUGGACUGGCCUCUCCCGGGUCAGUCUUUGUGCUAGUGGUUUUGACUCUCCCUGCAGUGCUGUGAGGCCACCAUAGCACAGUUCUCCAGGUGAGGAAAUGAAGAUGGAGAAAUUAGAUGUGGGCUCAGGGUCCUACAGCUGCCAAUGGCUGAUCCAGGAGGAGGAUGCAGGCAUCUGGGUCCAGGUCCUACACUCUGUUGGAGACACGUGGGGCAAGUUCCUGCAUAUGCCACUAGUGUUUGUCCUGAGACCAGCACUGGGCUUGGUGCACCCUGUGUCGGGAAGCGUUUGUGGGGCUCAGUUAAGGACAGAAGACAAGGGGAUUGUUGUGCGUUCCUUCCGCCUUCCCCUUGCUGUGUAAAAACUUGUUACCGUAUUCUCUAAUGCUCAUGUAUUUAGAGUGAUUUAUUUCUUAAAAUGUAACUUACCCACUUUCACCAGAUUGGGUGGCUCUUUUGUAAAGGUGGUGGGAAUCUCUUGGGAUGGUGUGCCCUUGAAUGGGCGACAUGGACGUGACAGGUUUGGGGAUGGGUGUCAGAAGUCAUACUGCCACGUUAUUUUUGUACCUGAAAUAAAGCAUGUUUUGCACUUGUUACUGUACCAUUGUGCAGAUGAGAAAUCUGUGGGAUCUGUGCUUGGGUCAGAAUGCAAAUAAAACUCAUUUGUAAGAAAGCCCCUUG
This is a messenger RNA of Manis javanica (Malayan pangolin), 9220 nucleotides long. It is a transcript of the gene TFCP2L1, whose product is annotated as transcription factor CP2 like 1. Gene Ontology annotation, biological process: regulation of transcription by RNA polymerase II. Gene Ontology annotation, molecular function: DNA-binding transcription activator activity, RNA polymerase II-specific; RNA polymerase II cis-regulatory region sequence-specific DNA binding. The record is from RefSeq and is a predicted model, not a curated record. Lineage: Eukaryota; Metazoa; Chordata; Mammalia; Pholidota; Manidae. Gene Ontology annotation, cellular component: nucleus.